ACAGAGGGGAGUCACAGCCAACGCAACAACAUCCAAACACACAAUGGAAAGCUCUUCGCCUUGUUUAGUUGCUUCCAUUUCAUCUUCGACUUGAUUGAUGAAACUUCACACACUCACUGCAGGGUGAGCGUCUCUACUGAGUUACUGAGUGUCUCUCUUCUUUUCAAUGGAAAUGCAAUGUGUUUAUUGGUUGCUGUUUGUCAUCAUCUCAGCACUGCAGAUAGUGAGCACUGGAAAAACUUUUGUCAUGCGUAAUGUUCAUGGGAUUGUGGGUGGACGUGUAAAUAUGCGCUGUGAGCUGGAGCGCCCACACAACAUUUACGGGCUUUAUUUCGAGAAGACACCAGCUGAUGGAAAUGAGGACAACGUCAUCUUCAUCAACGGGUUUCACACCAAAAAUAUCAUUGUGCCUCCUGAGUACAUAAAUCGCAGCAACGUCAACAAAACGGAUUUCAGCAUGGAGCUGUUCGACCUCUCUCUUGCUGACGAGGGAGUGUACAGAUGUAUUGUCUUGUCCAGUACUGACAAUUACAUCAACACCAAGUUUAAUCUCACAGUUACAGCCACUUACAGCGUUCCCAUCAUCACUGUCCAGAGUUGCGACAAUGUCCAACCUGUCCAUAACUGCGUGAUUGAAUGCUCCUCGUCAGGAGGAUAUCCUCUCAGCAAUGUAACCUGGGGUGUGGUUGGAGACAAGACGGGCAGCUUGCUGAGGGACAAAGGGGACCCUCCUGUGUUUAAGCAGGAUGCAGACUCGCGCCUUUGGACCGUGUACCAGAAUGUUACAAUUCACUGCAAUCAGCUGCUUCACAUCACCUGCUCUGUUGGGGGAGUCAUGUCCCAUGUUUUCAGAGCGUGUACUCCUCUUUUGUAUCAAAUCUAUUUCUGUUCUAACACGGAUUAUUGA
Molecule: messenger RNA, 907 nt
Organism: Neoarius graeffei (lesser salmon catfish)
Lineage: Eukaryota; Metazoa; Chordata; Actinopteri; Siluriformes; Ariidae
Product: T-lymphocyte activation antigen CD80-like
Exons: 6
Coding region: 167-907 (246 amino acids)
Biological process (GO): immune response; cellular response to lipopolysaccharide; positive regulation of T cell proliferation
Cellular component (GO): external side of plasma membrane
Source: RefSeq, a predicted model, not a curated record